AUGUGCCCAUUUCUUAAUGCAGUCAGAAUACUGAUCUUGUGGUUCAUUAUAAUGGCCUUGUUUGUAAAAAAGAAUCAAGGGAAAAGAAUAGCUGAGUUGACUUGGACUUGUUUAGAUAAAUUUGGAACUAUUUUAUAUAACUUUCACUAAAGAUGUAUUAUAUGAUUUCCUCAAUUAAUUUUUACAAUCAAUUAAACUAUCAUUAAUCUUUGCAUCCUUCAUUGCUUAAUAACAACCAUUAGCCUUUAUAGCUGAUGCUUUUAAUAAUUUUAACUGUUUCAAAAAUACAUCAGCUUCUAUCAAUCUAUUUUCAGAAAAUCGAAUUACUUAAUUUUUUUCUUUUCUUUAAUAUUAUAAAUGUAUAAGCUGCUAGAAUAACUAAAGAUGCAUAUCAUUUGCCAUAAAAAGGAAGUAACAGAUGUAUAAAUUUAGAUUUCUUAGCUAUCACAGCUACUUAAAAGCCAUUCAAAUAUAUAUAAGAAUUAUGAAUAGAAAAAAGAAGGAACUCAAGAUAAGUAUUUCAAGGUUUAGUUUAUUUGGAUAUUGCAAAUAAUCUUAUUACUUUUGAAGAACAGUCAUAAUUAGACUAGAAAUUGA
This is a messenger RNA of Paramecium octaurelia, 597 nucleotides long. NCBI's taxonomy places the organism in Eukaryota, Ciliophora, Oligohymenophorea, Peniculida, Parameciidae. The record is from the annotation of a GenBank genome assembly.